Schizosaccharomyces japonicus yFS275 is the source of this 976-nucleotide messenger RNA. RefSeq lists its product as hypothetical. The coding region runs from base 113 to 679 and encodes 188 amino acids. Lineage: Eukaryota; Fungi; Ascomycota; Schizosaccharomycetes; Schizosaccharomycetales; Schizosaccharomycetaceae. The record is from RefSeq and is a predicted model, not a curated record. The transcript is spliced from 2 exons.
AAAUUCUCAUUGUGAUGUAAGCCGGUUAAUAAAAGGCGAACGACUAGUAUCACUUGUAGUAUUUGGUUUCUUAUAUUCAGAAAUUGCGAAUAAUAAAAAGGAAUUCGGGAAAAUGGCAGCACGCUUAUUUAUCAGCAGAUCGUGUCUUAGGAAGUUGCAUGAUGCACCGUUUCAAUUCAAUCUUCGCCAGUUUUCUGCGACUUGUUUCAGAAGAACACAAAACAAAGAUACAUGGGGUCAAGCUAAAGAUAAAGCGAAGUCAAUGAACAAGACCGUCAAUGAGAAAAUGAAAGAGGGAAAAGAGAAACUCAAAGACUACUCUAAACAAGCCGGUUUUGUAGCAAAUGACGAAAAACAAACAGCAAAAGACGCCAUGAAAGAGGCUUCACGCAAAACACGGGAAUUCACCGAAGCAGCUAAGAAGAAGGGAAAGGGUGCUAUGGAUACAGCCAAAGAUAUGUAUCACAAAGUUCAAAGCAAAACGGGACAAUCAGCCGAAGCUGCAGGUGAAAAGACUAAAGAGAAGGCGUCUGACACUUCUAAAACCAUAAAAAAGAAGGUUAAAGGCAUGAAGGAUUAUGCACAAGACACAUUUGAUGAACACUCUGCCACAGUUCAAGAAGAAACACGCCGGCAAUCCUUACGAAACGCCCAUCCAAAUAAGAAGAACAAUUCUUAAAGAAGUGUUUUAUCACAAAUAUUACGUGAAAUGAGAAAAGUUAUACGAGCGAGACAAAAUUCCUUAAAUAUCUGAUCUUUGGUGCAUCUCGCCCAUUUUCCGUAAUCUACAUGUAUUUUUUACGAAUUCUCUCUCAAUUCUAUGUGAAUUCGUUCCAUUUACUCGCAGCCUAUGUUGUUUGCUCUAAUUAGGAAGUGUUAUACGUGUCAACGCGUAUCAAACUAAAUGAAACCCGCGUUACUAGGUGACGCGUAAAUAAACAACAACGCCAGAAUAGUCAAAGUAAACAAAUGCUAU